AUGAGGUUCCUGCUUUCAGGAAACUGGACUUCCGAUGAGAUUUGGACUCUUGUUGUUGCGGAGACACGCGGUGGUGUUCAGGUCCGCAGGCUGCUGCGCUUCCAGCCCCCACCGCUCACACCACACUCACUAACACUCACACCACACUCACACCACACUCACACCAACACCCACCACACCGCUACACCCCCCCAAACACCCCCCAACUCACCCCCAAACACCCCCCCCCAGAUCACCCCUCAGAUCACCCCCAAACACCCCCCAGAUCACCCCCCAAACACCCCAUCACCCCCCAAACACCCCCCAGAUCACCCCCCAAACACCCCCCAGAUCACCCCCCCAAACACCUCCCAGAUCACCCCCCAGAUCACUCCCCAAACACCCCCCAAACACCCCCCAGAUCACCCUCCAAACACCCCCCAGAUCACCCCCCAGAUCACCCCCCCCAAACACCCCCCAGAUCACCCCCCAAACACCCCCCAGAUCACCCCCCAAACACCCCCCAAACACCCCCCAAACACCCCCCAGAUCAACCCCCAAACACCCCCCAGAUCACCCUCCAAACACCCCCCAGAUCACCCCCCAGAUCACCCCCCCCAAACACCCCCCAGAUCACCCCCCAAACACCCCCCAGAUGACCCCCCAAACACCCCCCAGAUCACCCCUCAAACACCCCCCAGAUCACCCCCCAAACACCCCCCAGAUGACCCCCCAAACACCCCCCAGAUCACCCCCCAGAUCACCUCCCAGAUCACCCCCCAAACACCCCCCAACACCCUGCAGAUCACCCCCCAGAUCACCCCCCAACACCCCCCAGAUCACCCCCCACAUCACCCCCCAACACCCCCCAGAUAA
This is a messenger RNA of Cololabis saira (Pacific saury), 855 nucleotides long. RefSeq lists its product as uncharacterized. The transcript has 3 exons. Bases 1 to 855 code for a protein of 284 amino acids. NCBI's taxonomy places the organism in Eukaryota, Metazoa, Chordata, Actinopteri, Beloniformes, Belonidae. The record is from RefSeq and is a predicted model, not a curated record.